UAGCUGCUUGUACCCGCGGGAAUCUCGCGCCCACGCCGCCGCCACCAUGGGCUUUUUGGACAGGCUGAGGAAAGACUGGUUCAUUCUCGGAAUAGUCCUGGUCAUCACGGUGGCCAAGCUGGAGCCGGCCUUUGGGGUGAAAGGGGGACCACUGAAACCAGAAAUCACCAUCACAUACAUAGCUGUUUCAGCUAUAUUCUUUAACAGUGGGCUCUCGUUGAAAACUGAGGAGCUGACAAGUGCUUUGAUGCAUGUGAAAUUGCAUCUUUUUGUCCAGAUCUUCACACUUGUAUUCUUCCCAACAGCAAUAUGGCUAUUUCUUCAGCUGUUAUCUAUCACACCUAUAAAUGAAUGGCUUUUAAAAGGUUUGCAGACAGUAGGCUGCAUGCCACCUCCUGUGUCUUCAGCAGUGAUUUUAACCAAAGCUGUUGGUGGAAAUGAGGCAGCCGCUAUAUUUAAUUCAGCAUUUGGAAGUUUUUUGGGCAUUGUGAUAACUCCCUUGCUCCUGCUGCUUUUUCUUGGAUCCUCCUCCUCUGUGCCUUUCUCAUCUAUAUUCUCACAACUAUUCAUGACUGUUGUAGUUCCACUCAUAAUUGGACAGAUUGUCCGAAGAUACAUCAAGGAGUGGCUUGAGAGAAAGAAGCCUCCGUUUGGUGCUAUUAGCAGCUGUGUGCUCCUGAUGAUAAUCUAUACAACGUUCUGUGAUACUUUUUCCAAUCCAAACAUUGACCUUGAUAAGUUUAGCCUGGUUAUAAUCGUUUUCAUAAUAUUUUCAGUUCAGCUGGGAUUCAUGCUGUUAACUUUCUUCUUCUCUACAAGGAAGAAUUCUGGUUUUACACCAGCAGAUACAGUGGCUAUUAUCUUCUGCUCUACGCACAAAUCUCUGACUUUGGGAAUACCAAUGCUGAAGAUAGUAUUUGAAGGCUACGAACACCUAUCCUUAAUCUCAGUCCCUUUACUUAUCUAUCACCCGGCUCAGAUUCUCCUUGGUAGCGUGUUGGUACCAACAAUAAAGUCUUGGAUGAUUUCUAGACAAAAGGAAAUCUCCAACAGAUGGCUUCUUAAAAGUUACCAACCUUCAUCGUCCGCAUUUUAUCAGAUGUGUGAUUCCAGUUCCCUGUCCUUAGGAAUUGCCAGGAGUGAGAGAGGAGUAGGGUAUGCUGCCAGUCAGUGUCAGAGAAAUAAAGUGUCAUGUCUCCAGGUGUGAGGGAGAGAGAAAAGGAAGAAACGGCACUGAAAUUAACAAAGCAGCCCAAGAUGCCAGUGAAAGUUUAACAGUGGAAGAGAUCCAGUGAAUGUAUAUAUGUACUAUUUUGUACAUACACAGAGACAAUUCAGAAGAUGGGCAUAUGUGAAUGUUGCUUUGGCAUUUAUUUUAUUUUUAUAGAUACUUAUAUAUAUAUAUAUUUAAAAUACCUACUGAAGUGCCUUAAAAUAUAUUUGACAAAAGCAUUGAUUCCAAAAUCACAUGGCUGCUUGGUGUAAGAGGUUGCACUAAAGUUUGGGGUCAUUUGAUUUUUUUAUUUUUAUUUUCCUUUUUGAGUGAAUAGUUCAGACAAUGAGAGACUGGAGCUUCCAUCCUCACACCUCCUCAGAGGAAGUGGGCACAAGCCGCCAAGUGUUUCUUACUCUCACGUAAGCUCCACUGAACUGAAUGAAGUCAGAACAAGAGCCGUGCGCUGCAGAUUCUGCUCACCAUUCACGUGCAUAUAUGCCAGGCCAAAACAAACCAGGGGCAACCAACACUCUUCUGGCUGACAGCAGGAAAGCAAUUUCUGAAGUUCUAGUCAAGAUUAACUUGAAUUUCUGUGUGAUUCCGUAACCUUCCUGCUCCUAUGAUUAUGACAUGCCUUUUUCUUCUAAGUUUGUGUACACUCAGCAUGGGGCCAUCCAUUGGAGAGAAACGGAGAAGCAUAAAUUAUUUGCAUUUGUUGA
Messenger RNA from Lacerta agilis (Sand lizard), 1935 nucleotides. It is a transcript of the gene SLC10A7, whose product is annotated as solute carrier family 10 member 7. The coding region runs from base 47 to 1207 and encodes 386 amino acids. The record is from RefSeq and is a predicted model, not a curated record. NCBI's taxonomy places the organism in Eukaryota, Metazoa, Chordata, Lepidosauria, Squamata, Lacertidae. The transcript is spliced from 13 exons. Gene Ontology annotation, cellular component: plasma membrane.